This is a messenger RNA of Osmerus eperlanus (European smelt), 2179 nucleotides long. RefSeq names its product distal-less homeobox 4b (gene dlx4b). Bases 298 to 1050 code for a protein of 250 amino acids. Gene Ontology annotation, biological process: cell differentiation; negative regulation of transcription by RNA polymerase II; embryo development. The record is from RefSeq and is a predicted model, not a curated record. Gene Ontology annotation, molecular function: RNA polymerase II cis-regulatory region sequence-specific DNA binding; DNA-binding transcription factor activity, RNA polymerase II-specific. Lineage: Eukaryota; Metazoa; Chordata; Actinopteri; Osmeriformes; Osmeridae. The transcript has 3 exons.
CAGCACGCGCGCUGAUGGAAGGCAGUGAGUUUGAGGCGCACUGCUGGAUCCACAAGCAAGAGGUGUCUGGACAAUAUUGAGAGCGUUACCAAAGAUGUAGGGAAGGAAGGAUUCUUAAAUUUCGCAUUCAGAUUCGUUAGCACGAGUCGGAUGCAAGAUUUCCCCGGUUUGGAUUUUUUUUAAGGCGAUGUUGUUGACUUGAUGCUGGAUUCGUUCCAACUUGUACUCGUUAUUCAACCUAAGUCAAUGAAUCCCCCUUUGGACCGACGGGUUUAUGGACUUCUGCAUUAGCUAAUUAUGUCUAUGGGUUUCAUGCCUGACAGUUUGAAUUCAGAUCCCUCCAAAUCGGCGUUUUUAGAGUUUGGGCACGGGCACCCGGCGCACCAGCAGCAUUCCCAGGGACUCUCUCACAUUUACCCCGUCCAUGGCUUGCACGCUGCUGGCCACUCUCAACAGGAUAAUCCCUUUAGCCCGGCUGCGUCUACCUAUGGCCGCUCUCUGGGCUACGCCUACCCCAGCGCAGUGAACACUCAUCCCCCGAGUGUUUACAUGCCCUACCAGCACAACAACCACAACAGUUUGGGACUCUCAAGAUUAGAGGAGACAGAUCGUGAGAAGUCUACAAUGAUCGAGAACGGGGAAAUUCGCUUGAAUGGCAAAGGAAAGAAAAUACGCAAGCCUCGGACCAUCUACUCAAGUCUUCAGCUGCAGGCUCUACAUCAAAGAUUUCAGCAAACCCAGUACCUGGCCUUACCAGAACGUGCGGAUUUGGCGGCAAAAUUAGGGCUGACCCAAACACAGGUGAAAAUAUGGUUUCAGAAUAAGCGUUCGAAAUACAAGAAGAUUAUGAAGCAUGGCAGUGGACCGGAAGGAGAACAUCUCCACAGCACGUCAUCCAUCUCGCCCUGCUCACCUGGGAUGCCCCAACUGUGGGAGGUGUCAAUGGCAAAUAAAGGGACCCCUAUGCACACCAACAACUACAUGAACAAUUUUGGGCACUGGUACCCAAAUCCCCAUCCAGAUACAAUGUCCAGACCUCAAAUGAUGUGAGUGGACAAUCUUGUCUCUGUGCAAGCAAGUGCUAACUACCGUUACAGCCAUGGCCGAGAAGUUAGGCAACUUUACAUUUGAAUGCAUAUCAUGCAACAAGUUUGAAUAGUGUGUUGACGCGUGUUUAAAUAUGAAUUGUGUUCUUACUCAUUGUAUGCAAUUGAUGUAUUUGGACGAUGCUAUACGCCCUAUGUCCAAAAUAUUAUUUGUCUAUUUAGUGAAAGCCUAACUUCGUUUAUUGGAGAAUGCUACAACAUUGAGGCAACAACUUUAUGAGUUUACAUAAAGUGUGCCAUUCUAAUUGGUAUUGUGUAUGGUAUGUAUGUAUAUGUGUAGUCCGUCGUUACGGUUACGAUGUUAUGACCGUGUUGGGCUUUCCACUGCAGGAGUGCCUCGACACAACAUUGCCGUAUAUCACAUAACCGACUCGUGUCUCUGCAAAUAAGUCAAAUAAAUACCGGUUUCUAUGAUAGAUAAUGGGAUAGGCUGUAAGAGUGUUCAUUCAUGAGUUGGUGAAUUUCAUGUGUAGGCCUAGGUUAACGUCUUUGAAUUUGAGCAAUGAAACAUUGAUGAAGGGAGGAAUUACACCACAAAUUCCUAUCUGUUGUUGUCUAUAUGUUUAGGCUAUUUGUUUAUCGGUUAUAUGUCAAAUUAAGGUUUAGCCUAUAUGCAUACACAUUUUCGGUACGCACGCCUCAUGUAAGCCUACCUGUAAUGCUUCAGUUUUAGAGAGAGAGAAAGCAUUGGCCUGCGUUGUGAAUCUCUUAAAUACUAGGCUACGGAAACUAUAAUCGGAAAAUAAAUUAGCACUUGGUCUGUACGUAUGUAGGCCUACAUGAUGCCCUUGUAGUUUAAGACAGGCCUGUGUGGGAACUAGCCUGUAGUCUACCCUGUGUGUUCCCUUGCUGGACAUUUAGGUGCAUGGUCUGACAAUAAAGUAUUACUAAAACAUCUGGAACUGAUAAUAUGCUUGAAGAAAUAAACCCGUUUAAUUUCAACAUGUUUGUUGAAAAUUCGAGAGGUUUAAUAGCAUCGCUAUAGUUUAUCAGCCUGCAAUUCUGCACAGGUGUUCGAAUGUAGCAUACAGGACCAGCUCAGCCAAGUUAACGACUGUGUCUCUUUUGAUGUG